Penicillium paradoxum is the source of this 1002-nucleotide messenger RNA. RefSeq lists its product as uncharacterized. Gene Ontology annotation, cellular component: nucleus. Bases 1 to 1002 code for a protein of 333 amino acids. The record is from RefSeq and is a predicted model, not a curated record. NCBI's taxonomy places the organism in Eukaryota, Fungi, Ascomycota, Eurotiomycetes, Eurotiales, Aspergillaceae. Gene Ontology annotation, biological process: positive regulation of transcription by RNA polymerase II. Gene Ontology annotation, molecular function: DNA-binding transcription factor activity; transcription cis-regulatory region binding. The transcript is spliced from 6 exons.
AUGUCAACGGCCAUGGCCCUUGAGAAAUCCAGAGGAGGCGCGCCUGUUGCGGCAUUUUGUGGACAACGUUGCACCCUUCACUUCGAUCCUUUUGUGUCGGACCGUUACUACCAGGCGUGUCUGGCGAAAUUAAUCCCCGCACUGAAUGACCACGGGGUAACGACGGAUGACGAUCUGCUAGCUGCUACGGUGAUCCUACGCUUACUGGAAGAAUUUGAUGUUCCACUUGCGGGGACUGAUAUUCGAGGUCACUCCUUCGGGACGAAGGCUUUCAUACGGGGCCCAACACUAAUGACCACUACUCCAAGUCUGCGGCAGGCUGUUUACUGGAGUGGCCUACGCCAGGAGAUUUAUAACGCACUUAGUCUUCAACAAGCCCCCGAUAUUGAUCUGAGUUGCCUGAACUUGAAUUCCCACUUUAGUUCACUGGGUCCAGAUGCGGGUGAUUGCACAUGGGCGAACCAAGCAAUCGCUCACUGUGCAGAUGUUUUGUUAUUUUGUUUUGGAACAGCCCCUCGCUCGGUAGAAGUGCAUGCGCAGCUAAAGGCACAGAAUCAGCAUUGGAGUAAGGCGCGGCCGGAUUCUUUCGAUCCAUAUUUUGUUGGCGAAGAGAUGGAGAUUGGAGCCACAUUCCCGGACAUUCGUUUCGGGUGUGCCUGGCACGCUAUCGGCAAUCAAUAUAACGAUCUUGCACAGAUUCUACUUUCAGUGCAUGAUCCAAGUCUACCCACAGUUGGACCUCUGCGCCCGCGGUUGGUCCAAGAAGCCGAUGAUCACAUCCGUAAGGGGGUUUGGACAGUGUGUGGAGCUUCAUUAUCCAAUUCCUCUGUACCUCCAGCCAUGGUUGUUGGAUGUAUGGCUAUUCAUCUCUGCGGCGAUCGGUUCACGGACCCACGCGAACGGGACCUUUUGAUUCAGGUUCUCAUCCAAACGGAUACGCUUCAUGGCUGGCCGACCCAUGAGCUUCAGCGACAACUUCGAGAGACGUGGGGAAUGCGAUGA